UUCGCCUUUUGUCGCCGCGGGGUCGCGCCUGGUGUCCGUCCUGAAGCCGAGGCUCCUGAAACAUGCCGUAAAAACCCGAAUCUACUGAAACGUGCCGUAAAAACCCCUGCGUCUUCUGAAACAUGCCGUAAAUCCAGACUGUGCGGCGCGUCUCAGGAGCGUCUCAGGAGCGUCUCGGGAGCGUCUCUGGAGCGUGUCGGGAGCGUCUGCGGAGCGUUCAGGACCAAACCCGAAGAAAAAGACGCAGAAAAAGGCGCAGAUUGGAAUCUCAGUUUGGACCAUGACGUGUUCACAGUCUCUUCAUCGUGCGGAGCUCCUCCCCCUGAUCUCCUCUUCCUCCUCUUCCUCCUCUUCCUCCUCUUCCUCCUCUUCCUCCUCUUCCUCGUCCAAACUCUCACCAAGAAACAACAAAUAAAAACUCAAACGUCACAUUUAAACUGUGGAUCUGAAAGAAACGUCGUCCUGAACCUCAGAGUCUGACUCACAACUACAGACCGAGCGAUGGAGCAGGAGGAGGAGGAGCAGAGGGACGAGCAGAAGGAGGAGGCGUCUGUGGAGGCGUCUGUGGAGGGGCUGCUGGACCUGGUGAUGCAGAAGGACCCCGGGACCAGGACUCAGACCGGACUGGAGAUCAUAGACCGGAUCCUGGACCCACAGAAGAGUCCGGGUCUGGAACUGGACCAGAGCGCCAUGGACCGGAUCAUGGACACUGUGGUCUGCUCCUGGGUCAACGACAACAACUUUAAGGUGGUUCUUUUGGGGAUGGAUAUUCUCUCUGCUCUCGUUUCUCGUCUUCAGGAAUCCUUCAGAACUCAAGUCGCCACCGUCCUUCCUGGGCUCAUGGAUCGUUUGGGAGACUCUAAAGACCAAGUCCGGGACCAGGACCAGGCUCUGCUCCUGAAGAUCAUGGACCAAGCAGCAAACCCCCAGUUUGUGUGGGAGAGGAUGAUGGGAGGAUUCAAACACAAAAACAGUAAAACCAGAGAAGGACUGUGUCUGUGCCUCAUCGCCACACUCAACGUGUUUGGGUCUCAGAGUUUGACGUUGAGUAAAAUAGUUCCUCACAUCUGUAACCUGCUGGGAGACCCCACUGCUCAGGUGCGAGACGUGGCCCUCAACUGUUUGGUGGAGAUUUAUCGUCACGUCGGAGAAAAAGUUCGGAUCGAUUUGGGCAAAAAAGGUCUUCCUCAGUCCAGGUUGAACGUGAUCUUCAGUCGGUUUGACGAGGUGCAGAGAUCUGGAAACAUGAUCCUGUCUCCACUCUCAGAUAAGACGUUUGAGGAUGAGGACUCGUGUUCGUCUCGGGGUCCGUCUCUGGGGAAGAAGAGUCUGAGUAUGAGCUCCUUCAAACGCUCCACAAAAACAGUGAGUAAAAAAGUGUGUAAGUGUGAUAUUUGUUUUUGUUCAGGGCGAGACGGGAGCGCCGCCGGAGCCGUGGACGAGGAAGACUUCAUCCAGGCGUUUGAGGACGUCCCCACUGUGCAGAUUUAUACGAACAGGGAGGUGGAGGAGGCCAUGGUGAAAGUGAGGGACGUACUUUCAGACGACAAACGGGACUGGGAGCUCCGAGUCGCAGCGUUGAAGAAGGUUCGUUCUCUCCUUUUGGCCGGAGCCUCAGACUUUGACAGUUUUGCUGCUCAGCUUCGCCUGUUGGAGGCGCCGUUCAAACUGUCAGUGAAAGACCUGCGCUCUCAGGUGGUGAGGGAGGCCUGCAUCACUCUGGGGCACCUGUCGUCGGUCCUGCGCCUGCGCUUCGACCACGCGGCAGAGGCGGUCCUGCCGUCGCUCCUGCACCUGCUCCCGAACAGCGCCAAAGUCAUGGCCACGUCAGGAGAAGCGGCCAUAAGACUCAUACUGAGGCACACUCAUUUUCCUCGCCUGGUGCCCAUCAUCACAAACAGCUGCGCCUCCAAAUCUGUGGCCGUCAGACGUCGAUCUUUUCAGUUUCUGGAUCUACAGCUGGAACUUUGGCAAACGUCAGCCCUGGAACGACACUGCUCGGUUCUGUCUGAGAUCAUAAAGAAGGGGAUUCAUGACGCCGAUUCUGAGGCUCGAUCUGUCGCCAGGAAGUGUUACUGGGCGUUUCACUCGCACUUCGGUCGGGAGGCGGAGCUUCUGUUCCACGCUCUGGAGUCGUCCUAUCAGAAGGCUCUUCAGGCUCAUCUCCGCGGCAACGACAGCGUGACGUCACUUCCUGCGUCGGACCGAUCGUCGUCGUCGUCGCAGGAGAGUCUCAGUCGCCCGUUUCCUGCCAAAACCUCGUCCAGACCGAGUCGCUCCAAGCCGUCGUCGCGUCCGUCGCCCCGCCCCCCCGCGCUCUCGCCCGUCGCUCUGAGUCGCUCUCGCAGCGACGUCGACGUCAACGCCGCCGCCAACGCCAACAGGAACAAGAUGGCCGCCGUGCCCUCCUCCCUUCAGGGAUUUAGCUCCGCCUCCGCCCUCCCCCCGGGGUCGUACGCAUCACUGGGGCGAGUGCGCACAGUCAGAACAAACCCGUCUGACAGCAGGGGGCGCUCCAGAGGACAACCCAACUCACAGUCCCAGCCGAGCAGCAGGUCGGGGUCUCCGGGUCGUCUCCUCGGUUCGUCGUUCGCUCGAGUCCAGAGGAGCUCCAUCUCCUCCAGCCCCCACCCCCACGACCCCCCGCCCACCAGGGGGCACCGCAGCCAGGGCUGCAGCCGCGAGACCAGCCCCACCCGCGCCAACGGACCAGUGCGCAGUAGGAUUCCUCGUCCGAGUGUGAGUCAGGGCUGCUCCAGAGAAAACAGCCGAGAGAGCAGCCCCACCACGGGCCUGUCCCCCAACACGUCUCGUCGUGUGUCCAGAUCCACCAGCGCCCUGACCUCUGCGGACGGAUACUCGGCUCGUAUCUCUGCGUCUGUAAACGCCAUGAGGAUCCUCAACACGGGGACGGAGGUGGAGGCGGCUGUGGCCGACGCUCUGCUUUUAGGAGACUCCAGAGCAAAGACUCGUCCGGUGCGGCGGCGGUUCGAGUCUCCCGGGCUUCACUCGGACGACGAGGGGAACAGCGACGCGUCCAGCGCCUGCUCCGACCGCUCCUACAGCUCCAGGAACGGCUCGCAUCACUUCCUGCGACAGACCGACGACUUCCUGCGGCAGACGGAGGACGUGGCCGACAUCCUGAACCGAUGUGCGAGCGCCAACUGGACCGAGAGGAAAGAAGGACUCCUGGGUCUACAACAACUCCUGCACCACAACAGGACGCUCAGUCGUGUGGAGUUGAAGAGACUGUGUGAGAUUUUCACUCGGAUGUUUGCAGAUCCUCACAGUAAGGUAAGAGUGUUCAGUAUGUUCUUGGAGACCCUGGUGGACUUCGUGGCUCUGCACAGACAUGAUCUUCACGAGUGGCUCUUCGUGCUCCUCACGCAGCUCCUCAAGAAGAUGGGAGCAGAUCUGCUGGGAUCAGUGCAGGCCAAAGUCCUGAGAGCUCUGGAGGUCACCAGGGAGUCGUUUCCGUGCGAGCUGCAGUUUAACAUCCUGAUGCGUUUCAUCGUGGAUCAGACGCAGACGCCAAACCUCAAAGUGAAAGUCGCCAUCCUGAAAUACAUCCAGGCGCUGACGUCUCUGAUGGACCCGUCCGACUUCAGCAACAGCAGCGAAACCCGACUCGCCGUGUCCCGGAUCAUCACCUGGACCACGGAGCCCAAGAGCGCCGACGUCAGGAAGUUCUAUAACACGUGGUCGGGGGAGGAGCUUCGUCCCAGCGUCAUCUCCUCUGUGACAGGAGACGGACACCUGGAGGACAGGUGCAGACAGGCGGCUCAGGUUGUUCUCAUUUCCCUGUUCGAGCUCAACACUCCGGAGUUUUCCAUGUUACUCGGAGCUUUGCCCAAAACCUUCCAGGACGGAACCACCAAACUCCUGCACCACCACCUGAGGAGCGCCACCGCGGGGAUCACGCCGACGCUCGGUUCCUCAGGUCGACCUCCUCCACACCGACCGACGACCAGAGGCAGUCCAGUCAUGUCUCCAACCAACCACUCCCACAGUGUGAUGUUCGAGGUGGAUCCUGAGAGCACAGAUGAAGUUUGUGGUUCUAAAAGUCCAGAUGAGGAGAACAGGCGGGAGUCCAGGGACACACUGUUUCCAGGGGGCGGGGCCUGGGACUCUGGAGACUCGUCUGAAGUUUGUCGUUCGGUUUUGGAAAAUAAAACGUCUUUACUGAACUCACUUCCUCCUCGCGCUCUGAUUGGUUCACGCUUCAAGGACUACAACCCCCAGAACUACAGCGACACGGCGACCACGGACCGAGCGGAGGACGCCGCCGACGGUCAUAAAGACGAGGGAGGAGAGAAUCGAACCCAAAGUCCUAAAGGAUUUUCAGUGUCGUCGGUGGAGCAGGUGGAGCAGGUGGAGCAGGUGGAGCAGGUGGAGCAGGUGGAGGUGGCGGAGGUGGUGGGGGUUCUCCUGAAGACCCUGUCCCAGGCGGAGGGGGGGGAGCGUGGGCUGGAGCAGAGGAGGAGCAGCCUCCUGGAGCUGCUGAAGAUCUGCAGAGAAGAACACGAGAACAUGAACGAGAACACGAACACGAGCAAGAACAUGAACAAGAACAAGAGCAGGAGCAGGAGCAGGAGCGCCCCCCUGUGGGACGAACACUUCAAGACAACUCUCCUCCUACUGCUGGAGACGCUCAACUACAGCGAGCACUCUGUCCGCGCUCUGUCUCUUCGUGUGAUGAAGGAGCUGCUCAAAAAUCAGCCAAUCAGAUUCAAGAACUACGCCGAGCUCACCAUCAUGAAAACUCUGGAGGCGCACAAGGACUCGCACAAGGAGGUGGUGCGUGCGGCGGAGGAGGCGGCGGCGGCCUUGGCGUCGUCUCUCGUGCCGGAACAGUGUCUGAAGGUUUUGUGUCCGAUCGUCCAAACGGCGGAUUUCCCCGUCAACAUGGCGGCCAUCAAGAUGCAGACGAGAGCCGUGGAACGAAGCAGCGCCGACGCCCUCGUCCUGAUCCUGCCCGACCUCAUACCGGGACUACUGCAGGGGUAUGAUAACACAGAGAGCAGUGUGAGGAAGGCCAGUGUUUUCUGUCUUGUUUCCAUCUACGCUGUGAUUGGAGAAGAUCUCAAACCCUUUCUGUCCCAACUCACCGGGAGCAAGGUAACAAAUACUCUGUACUACUACUACUACUACUAGAGUACUACUACUAGU
Molecule: messenger RNA, 5169 nt
Organism: Boleophthalmus pectinirostris (great blue-spotted mudskipper)
Lineage: Eukaryota; Metazoa; Chordata; Actinopteri; Gobiiformes; Gobiidae
Product: CLIP-associating protein 1-A-like
Exons: 40
Coding region: 502-5154 (1550 amino acids)
Biological process (GO): mitotic spindle assembly
Cellular component (GO): mitotic spindle; cytoplasmic microtubule; spindle microtubule
Molecular function (GO): microtubule binding
Source: RefSeq, a predicted model, not a curated record